Messenger RNA from Daldinia vernicosa, 2107 nucleotides. RefSeq lists its product as uncharacterized. The coding region runs from base 137 to 1684 and encodes 515 amino acids. NCBI's taxonomy places the organism in Eukaryota, Fungi, Ascomycota, Sordariomycetes, Xylariales, Hypoxylaceae. The transcript has a single exon. The record is from RefSeq and is a predicted model, not a curated record.
UUUAUCUUCGGUAUCUUCGGUCAUACCGCUUUCUUUCAUUUAUAACUUACCUUAUACUUGACUUUUCAUCGUUGACCGCCGAACACCUUAUCCUCUGCCGGCGUGCUAUGCGCAUCGGCGACGUCUUCUCUUCUCGAUGUACCACCUUCGUCGAAUAACCAUCGCUGCCGCCGUGCUUGCUGUCGUCGUUGUAGUUGUCACCGUACUACCUCGAGCCCUCAAUCCCGUCCCACCAAACAAGGAAAAGCAGGAGGCUGACCGACAGUGGAUCAAUACAUCCCCAUAUUGGCUUGAUCGUCAGGCCUGUCGCUGGUUUAGCCUCUGCGGUCUACUGCAUCUUAGAAGCGACCCUCCAGCGAAGCCAAAGAAUAAAGACGAUGGUCAUCGACAUGAACUGAGACGCCUCCUGGGAGAGGAAGGGGUUACAAUAUUAAGAGAAGAGAGUAACAAUAAGAAAAAAGGGCAGCUGAAGGGGAUACCCGACUAUGUGCUAAAUUAUGCACCGCUAGUUCACCUCUAUUCGCAGGAAUUCUUCUGGCCCUCAGAUAUUGCUGACCACAUCAAACAUGUGGUACCGGACAUAGACGAAGACAAAUUGACGCUUAACGAGUCACAGCCCCUCACUUUAGCCAACUUGAACGAGUUUAGCUCCGAACUGGGAUUCCAACAUCUAAACAGCAAGGAUGACGUAGAGUCACGCCCGAGCUGGCUUCACAGCAAGAUGAACAGGCCGAUCGCUUUUAACGACGAGGAUGACGAUAAAGAGCACGAAGACAACUCGGAGCCUGAUAGUCGGUUUAGCGACGAUACGACAUGGUUCGACGUAGAUCGUGAUCACCCCUUACACCGAAUUUCAGACCCACGGAAGCGUCCUACUAGCAGAUCACAGUCGCAACGGCUGGAAAGGCGGUUCCAAGUAUUUGAUUCUCAUGAAGAGCAAAAAAGACUCAUGUCGCAAGAAGCGCAGAACGCGCAGAACAAGCCUGACGAGUCGGGAUACUCUCGUGCGCCGGCUACUCUCGUUUUGGUAGAUAAAGGAUCCGGUAUCGUGGAUGCUUUCUGGUUUUUCUUUUACGCCUAUAACCUCGGACAGACGGUCCUUGGUACACGAUACGGGAACCAUGUCGGCGAUUGGGAGCAUUGUAUGAUCCGCUUCGAGUCCGGUGUUCCUCGCGCGGUUUUCUUUAGCGAGCACGAAGGCGGCCAAGCAUACGCUUGGCACGCUGUUGAGAAACGAGGAAAUGAGACUGAGAUUCAAAGACCGGUCAUAUACAGCGCUGUUGGGUCACAUGCUAUGUAUGCCACGCCUGGAAACCACCCUUAUGUUUUACCCUUCGGGAUCCUCAAGGAUGUCACGGAUAAAGGCCCACUAUGGGAUCCUUCUAAGAACCUUAGAGGCUAUUGGUAUGACUAUACCACUACCAAGGAUAACGAGGGACUGGAACCAGUGAAGGAAAACGCUGAUGAGCCGACGAGUUGGUUCCAUUAUAGAGGAACUUGGGGCGACAAGUUAUACGGUCUCAAUGAUAGACGACAGUGGCGGCUGUUCGGCCAGUACCACUACGUGACGGGCCCUCAAGGGCCCAAAUUCAAGAAUCUCGGCAGGGAGAAAGUAUGCCAAACAUGGAGGUGCCGAAUUAUACAUAGCAUUGCAGAAGGAAAGAAAGGAAGCUGGCAUUCAUGAAGGAUGGAAGGGUUAUACCAUAGAGAAGGGCACCACAGGCGUUAGCGGCUUAGAUACCCCAGCGGUAGUUGGGCAACUUUAUUUUAUUUUAUUGCUUUCUGUUGUUUUGAAAUAUAACGAUUCAUAGGUUCCUAUGCAGACGAGAUUUCCCAGAUACCUGGUUCGUGGAAAUGAGACCUUGGCCGCCGAAUUGUAGGAUAGUUGCAUUCGAUGUCAGGCUCUUCAGCUCUGCGUCUUCCCGUCCAAUAACGCUUCGUAGACCCGUUCAGCUGCCCAUGUGCAAUCGUACCAUGCCGAUCCGAUCAGGUUGUAUCGCGUAGAAUUCCACUUGUCUGGACACGAGAGUGCCUCGGCGUGUUUCCCCUGUGUUCGUACACCACCACCACCACAUACGGCAUCCCGCGGAGGAGCAAGGGGGUCCAC